AUGUUUUCAGUAGCUUUGUUAGUGAUAUAUGUCACUCAUUGGGUUAGCAAAUGGAGAAAUCCAAAAUGCAAUGGUGUUCCUCUCCCUCCAGGUUCGAUGGGUUUGCCACUCAUUGGUGAGACUCUCGAUUUGAUCAUUCAAAGCUACUCCCUGGAUCUACACUCUUUCAUCAAGAAGAGAAUUCAAAAAUAUGGACUCAUAUUCCGAACAAGUAUAGCCGGCAGACCGGUCGUAGUAUCUGCCGAUCCUGAGACUAAUAGUUACCUAAUUAAACAAGAAGGGAAGCUAGUUGAACAAUGGUACAUGGACACAUUUGCCAUGAUAUUCGGGCUAGAUGGUGAUUCGCGAGUAAAUGAAACUGGACUCGUUCACAAGUACUUGAGGCACAUUUUCUUGGAGCACUUUGGUGCUGAGAUCCUGCAGGAAAAGCUGCUCACCAUAAUAGAUACUUGCAUCAACAAAACUCUAUGUUCGUGGUCAAGAAAGGAAUCUGUCGAAGUGAAGCAUGCUGCUUCGGUUGUAAGUUCAAUUCACAAAUGUGCCAUGCAUAUUCUCUCUUUACAAUAG
This is a messenger RNA of Argentina anserina (silverweed cinquefoil), 567 nucleotides long. Its product is annotated as beta-amyrin 16-alpha-hydroxylase CYP87D16-like. The record is from RefSeq and is a predicted model, not a curated record. Gene Ontology annotation, molecular function: monooxygenase activity; oxidoreductase activity, acting on paired donors, with incorporation or reduction of molecular oxygen; heme binding. The coding region runs from base 1 to 567 and encodes 188 amino acids. Lineage: Eukaryota; Viridiplantae; Streptophyta; Magnoliopsida; Rosales; Rosaceae. Gene Ontology annotation, biological process: brassinosteroid homeostasis; sterol metabolic process; multicellular organism development. The transcript has 2 exons.